Molecule: messenger RNA, 261 nt
Organism: Seminavis robusta
Lineage: Eukaryota; Bacillariophyta; Bacillariophyceae; Naviculales; Naviculaceae
Source: the annotation of a GenBank genome assembly
AUGGCGGAAGAAGUCGAAACAAUGAUGGAAGAAGUCGGAGCCAACGGUGCAGGAGCACCGGACAAUGGCGGCGGAGAGGAACACGAGCUUCUUACUCGAGAGGAUGUGGAAGCUUUUGUUUCAAAGACCAUGGAGGAAUACAAACGCAGCGAAGAAAAAGUAGAUGGACUGUGGAGAAUCAUCGUUGUGAUUGCCACUACUUGCAACCAGUCUACAAGCUUCAUGGCACCUGAAUGUAUCGAUUACUUGCUUGCUAGCUAG